Molecule: messenger RNA, 3559 nt
Organism: Salvelinus sp. IW2-2015
Lineage: Eukaryota; Metazoa; Chordata; Actinopteri; Salmoniformes; Salmonidae
Product: regulator of G-protein signaling 6-like
Biological process (GO): intracellular signal transduction; regulation of G protein-coupled receptor signaling pathway; G protein-coupled receptor signaling pathway
Cellular component (GO): cytoplasm; neuron projection
Molecular function (GO): GTPase activator activity
Source: RefSeq, a predicted model, not a curated record
ACACACAGACACACGCACACAGMUAGAGAGAGAGGAGAGAGGAGCACACUUUCGAGCCGAGGAUCUCUCUGACUGACUGCUCCGCUCCACUCCGUGCUCCCUCCCAUGGCAGGCAGAGGACUGGAGAACAGGAGGAAUAAAGGAAUACUGCAGUGACCAACCAGCUGCUCGCUCUCUCUCCCUCUCGCGGCUCCACUGCUUUCAUCCCCUCUUUUUUUCUUUCCCCCCUGCCAAUUAUAUCAUGAACCUGUCUGCUGCUUGUUGAUAAGGACAGCAAAACAGGGAGCAGUGGACAAGACAUUAUUUUGUUGCUAAGCCUCCUGAGCCUAGGACACAGCAGGCAUGGCGGAGGCAUCCAGAGACCUGGGACAACAGGGUGUGGGGACAACAGAUCCUGAGGAGGACUCUCCCAACAUGAUAGUUUAUAGAAAGAUUGAAGACGUCAUUAUGCGGAUACAGGAUGAGAAGGCAGGAGGGGUGGCCAUCCGAACUGUCAAGAGCUUCCUGUCCAAGAUCCCCAGUGUGGUAUCAGGAGCAGACAUUGUGCUGUGGCUGGUGAAAAACCUCUCAAUUGAGGACUCAGCUGAAGCCAUCCAUUUAGGGAGCCUGAUUGCUGCCCAGGGCUACMUCUUCCCCAUCUCCGACCACGUCCUCACUCUCAAAGAUGAUGGGACCUUAUACCGCUUCCAGGCUCCAUACUUCUGGCCCUCUAAUUGUUGGGAACCUGAAAACACAGACUAUGCCAUUUACCUGUGCAAGCGCACCAUGCAGAACAAGGCCAGGCUGGAGCUAGCUGACUACGAGGCUGAGAACCUGGCUCGACUGCAGAGGGCCUUCGCCAGGAAGUGGGAGUUCAUCUUCAUGCAAGCUGAGGCGCAGGUCAAGUGAGAUCGACAGGAGAAGGACAAGGUUGAGAGGAAGAUCUUGGACAGCCAAGAGAGGGGCUUCUGGGACGUCCAUCGCCCUGUGCCAGGCUGUGUAAAUACCACAGAGAUGGACAUUCGCAAGUGCCGGAGAGAGAAGAAUCCACAGAGGGUGAAAAAGUCGGUGUAUGGGGUAACAGACGACACCCAGACUCAGAGUCCAGUCCACCAGUCCCUCCCGUCCCAGCCGGCCAGGAAGCCCACCAGAGAGGACGUGCAGAAGGAGAUUUCCUUCUUGAACAUCCAGCUGGACAGACACUGUAUGAAAAUGUCCAAAGUAGCAGACAGCCUCAUGGGCUACACAGAACAGUUCAUGGUCUACGAUCCUUUGGCGUCAACUAUUGAACCAUCCAACCCCUGGAUCAGCGAUGACAUGACCUUCUGGGACCUGGAGGCUAGCCGGGACCCCAGCCAGCACCGUGUGAAGAAGUGGGGCUUCUCUCUGGAGGAGGCCCUAAAGGACCCAGCAGGGCAGGAAGCGUUCCUCAAGUUCCUGGAGUCGGAGUUCAGCUCAGAGAACCUCCGGUUCUGGUUGGCAGUGCAGGACCUGAAGCGGAGGCCCCUGGAGAACGUGGCAACCAGGGCCCAGGAGAUCUGGCAGGAGUUCCUGGCAGAGGGAGCRCCCAGCUCCAUCAACUUGGACUCCCACAGCUAUGAGCGCACCAGCCAUAACCUCAAAGACCCUGGACGAUACAGCUAUGAGGACGCACAGGAGCACAUCUUCAAGUUGAUGAAAAGUGACAGCUAUGCACGCUUCCUGAGAUCUAACAUCUAUCAGGACCUCCUGCUAGCCAGAAAGAAGCCGUCACAAACAGAGAGUGAGCAGGGCCGCCGUACCUCCCUGGAGAAGUUCACCCGCAGUGUGGGUAAGUCUUUGACGGGCAAGCGGCUGACAGGGCUGAUGCAGUCAUCCUGACACUGCCUGGACAGGAGGGGCAUAGAGAGACACCCCUGGAGGGGUCAUGACCAUGUKGGGAGAGGGGCGUGCUGGGGCAGGAGGCUCUGUUCUGAAGGGUUACAGACAGUACCAUGCAGAACUGGGGUUAGAAAUACUCACAGAACCACAGAGAAAUGGAUCAUGCCAGCCAGGGCGGGCCUUGACCCACUCACUACAUGGCAUGCAUACAGUACAAGCACACACAGACACACACGGUUACAGUAGGGCUACAUACAAGCUCAAAGAGUCAUAGUGGGGUAUAUACAUAUAUAAAUAUACAGUUCCAUCUGCCCUCACUAGGCAGUCAGCAAUAAAGACAGCAGGAUAACAAAUCUCUUUUUAAAAUCUAUCUAAAUCUAUAUCAUAUUUUUUCUUAUACAGUAGACCGUAUAAUCCUGUUUACUGAUGGAAACUUAAAACCUAUUAUUUUUGCAGUGAUUGGGAAUAUAUUUUUUAUUUGCCCAUAAAUCUAAGGUAUUAUAAUUGUUAUUAUAGAAGACCGGUUAAGAAACUUUGAGGGAAAUUCUCCAUGCUUCAUUACAUUCCAAGAGUAGGUAUAAGGCCUUGAUAGAGAAUCUACAAUGAAUCAUUGCAUGUUUCAUCAAAACAUUUUGUUUGUUUAGAAUUCMUGCUGGGGUUGUAUUUUUACUGAUUGAAAUCAUGAAGUCCAAUUGAGGUCAAUGGCUUAUUUUUCAAAGGAGACCUGGACAAGAAAGCUCUAGUAUUUUACAUAGACGAUCAUACACUCUAGAACACCUACCAUUUGAUUCAAUCAAUACAGAUAGCUUUAAUGUUACAAAACCCUAUCCCUUAUGGAAAAUGUCAAUAAUGUCGAUGAGUUUAUAAAUUUGUGAUUUCAGCCUUAUUUAGUAUUUUACACGGCAUCAUGUGGUUUAAAUAUGAUUCUGGACCUAUUCAUGCCAAAUAAGUGCCACAUCUGAUCAGUCAGAUACUUAAGUGACAUUCACAUGCCUUACAGGCCCCUAAUGAAAAUAGCCCUGCAUCACUACCAUCUAAUGGAGAGUAAACACCAUGCACAACUCUGUGGAACAUGGUGGCCUGCCCUAACAGGAGGUGUGGCAGGAAUAUUUAUUUAUGUCAAAUAAUUUAUUUAGGGGAACAUUGAGACCAGGGCCUCAUUUUACCCCGCAAUCAUAGGUGUCCUACAGUAUAAGUUUAACAGCCCAAGAAAUUCAGUUUUUAUUCAGUACUAGCCUUUCUGUUGCAUGAGUGUCAAUGUAAACCAUUACCUACAUGCUCAGUCAUUUAUCCAUAGUCCAGUUUUGGGUCAGAGAGAUGUGUAUGUGCUCAUCAUAUGUUGCAAGCCAUUGUUAUAUUGCCAAACAGUGUGCAUGCUUGUUAGGGAAAAUGCUCUGGCGAAAUGGAGUUUAGGGAGUCUGAGCUGGGGAGUAAAAUCCACGUGAACAGAGACCCAGCAGGCUACUUGGUUCUUCUUCUAUCUUCAAACACAAACAAAAGGGAAGUCCCCUCGAUCCCACCACUGAACAGAACAGGAGUAUCACUGCUGAAAGGACAAACUCAUGAGAUACACCUGACUGAUAUAUUGCAUCCACAUCCACCCCUGGAACUGGAUCAUACAGUACAUGAUACCUCUUCUACCCUCCCAAAAGACCUGAGCUAGAAGAGGGUAUCAUUCACAGCACAACAACAACUCCCUCGUGUGGUAGGGGGGGGGGGG